CUCCAUUCUUGAUCCCCCACGACCUCAUCCCAUCUCCGUUCACCUUUCAUCCAUCACUUCUGCACAUUUUCAUACCCUCUAGAGCUUGUAAUUGUGGAGAGACGCACUCAUGGCUGAUCGCUACUCCUUUUCUCUGACCACGUUCUCCCCCAGCGGAAAGCUGGUUCAGAUUGAAUAUGCCUUGAACGCUGUCAACCAGGGUGUAACUGCUCUGGGCAUCAAAGCUACCAACGGAAUCGUUCUGGCGACCGAAAAGAAAGCCAACUCGCCUCUCAUUGACCCACCUUCCCUCUCCAAGAUCUCCCUGAUUACACCCGACAUCGGCAUGGUCUACGCUGGAAUGGGCCCAGAUUACCGUGUGCUCGUGGACCGGGCCCGCAAGGUUUCUCACACUGGCUACAAGCGCAUCUAUAACGAAUACCCCCCUACCCGGAUAUUAGUGCAGGACGUUGCUCGAGUUGUUCAAGAAGCGACUCAGUCUGGUGGUGUCCGACCGUACGGUGUCAGCUUGUUGAUUGCUGGCUGGGACGAGGGCGUUGAGCCUGAAUCGGGAGAGGCUCAGCGGGGUGAUGGCGAGGACGAGCCUAAGAAAGCAACCGGCAAGACGGGUGGUAUCUUGAAGGGCGGCCCCAGUCUGUACCAGGUCGACCCCAGUGGCAGUUACUAUCCGUGGAAGGCCACGGCCAUUGGAAGACAUGCGACGAGCGCAAAAACAUUCCUUGAGAAACGUUACACCGAGGGUCUCGAGCUGGAAGAUGCCAUUCACAUUGCUCUCCUGACUUUGAAGGAGACCAUCGAGGGAGAGAUGAACGGUGACACGAUAGAAAUUGGCAUUGUUGGUCCUCCUGCCGAUCAUCUGCUUGGUUAUGAGGGUGUUGAAGGAUCGCGUGGGCCCCGUUUCAGGAAGCUGAGUAAGGAGGAGAUUGAGGACUAUCUCACCAACCUAUGAACUACCCCAUAGAUCGAUACAGAUCUUGACAUAUGAGCCUUGUAGUAUAAUAGACACGACUCAAGUCUUGCGAGGUUCCCGCGAUAUGACAGGGCGUCCCGGCCACGCAGAAACCAGGGAGCUGAAUGGUGGGUUUUCAGGAGUGACCCUGGAACCUGACGAAAUAUUUGGGCGGUUCUAGACUCGCCAGUAAUACUUCAAAAACCUGAUCGGAAAUGAAUGCUAU
Molecule: messenger RNA, 1175 nt
Organism: Aspergillus eucalypticola CBS 122712
Lineage: Eukaryota; Fungi; Ascomycota; Eurotiomycetes; Eurotiales; Aspergillaceae
Gene: pre8
Product: proteasome core particle subunit alpha 2
Exons: 5
Coding region: 110-949 (279 amino acids)
Biological process (GO): ubiquitin-dependent protein catabolic process
Cellular component (GO): proteasome core complex, alpha-subunit complex; proteasome core complex
Source: RefSeq, a predicted model, not a curated record